AAACCUAAGAAUAUCCUCAGAGAAGUUGUGCAUCAUUCACUACAUAAGUAGAGCUCUGCCGCCCUCCCGCCCCAUGUUUUGAAGAUUCAUUCCUACAAACAAGUAUACUAUCAUCUAAUAGCACCCGAACCAGACCCGUCAACUAUGCGCACAUCAAUCCUCUUAUUACCCCUCAUCGCCCUCGUGCAAGCCAGCCCAAUUCCCUUCAAGUCCACAUCAACUUCCGCCAUAGACAAGGCGUCGAACCCUAGCCGCCUGCCCAGCUUCGAUAGCAAAUCCGACUUGUUUCACCCACAUGCAAAUCCACCCCGCGAUCUCGUGAAAACUGUCCUUCGAAGGCGAGACGACCCAGUCGUUGAACCAACGGACGGCGAAGUUGUCAUAAUCAUCCUUGAUGAAGCUGAACAAGAUUCAAACACGCCGGACGCUGUCGCAUAGAAAUUCUGCGACAGAGAAACGAUAUCGCGCUGACCUGACUCGACCUAAUUUCGUGCCAUCGCUAAAAACCAAUCCGACGUAGUGAUACCUUUACUAGCUUAGCAAUACUAUACCUCGUCCCUCGCUCUUCAAUCCGCCCCCCUUGUAGCCCUUUGCUUCCUUAAUAGACCUACGCGCCAACCUCGACCUAAUUUCGUGCCAUCGCCAAAAACUAAUCCGACGUAGUGAUACCUUUACUAGCUUAGCAAUACUAUACCUCAUCCCUUGCUCUUCAAUCCGCCUCCCGUGCCUGUAGCCCUUUGAUUCCUUAAUAGACCUACGCGCCAACCUCG
Messenger RNA from Fimicolochytrium jonesii, 770 nucleotides. RefSeq lists its product as uncharacterized. The record is from RefSeq and is a predicted model, not a curated record. Lineage: Eukaryota; Fungi; Chytridiomycota; Chytridiomycetes; Spizellomycetales; Powellomycetaceae. Bases 145 to 438 code for a protein of 97 amino acids. The transcript has a single exon.